AUCAGUCAUGGAUGUGAGUGCAAGCAUAGUGACAAUGGAGGCAGUAGUAUCCUGACCCGGCCACAGAACUUCCGCAUCUACAACCAGGCGACAGCUGCCUUACUCGCCCUCGAAGCCGCGCCUCUCCUCCUCAGCCCCAGCAUGGCCGCUUGGAUGGCCUCCUCGGAGCCAAAGACCGUUUCAGCAUUCGAGACGCUGGUUGCUCGUGAAUUGGGCUUCGCUCUGCUGCUGUGCUCCUUCCUCGCCUUGCUCUUCUCAGGUGAACUGCAUCGUUUGUGGGAUGAUGCCGACAACGUUCCCAGCGCUUCUGCUACUGCUGCUUCUCCCUACUCUUCUGCCACGACAAUCGCAACCCUACUCUACCACCUCGCCACCGGUAUCCUGAUGUACAUCUCCGGCACCUCUGCCCAGCUUUCCGGAAUCCUGAUCGCUGGCGCAUUGGCACACAUGGUGCUAGGUGGUGCUGGUCUUCUGGUCUUGGUCUUUGCCAACGACGGAAAGAUCAGCAAGCGUACCGGCGCCGACAAGAGGACCUCGGGCUUCAUGUUCAAGAACCAGGCACACAUUCAGAAGCAUUCG
Messenger RNA from Aureobasidium musti, 579 nucleotides. The record is from the annotation of a GenBank genome assembly. NCBI's taxonomy places the organism in Eukaryota, Fungi, Ascomycota, Dothideomycetes, Dothideales, Saccotheciaceae.